This is a messenger RNA of Eublepharis macularius, 4322 nucleotides long. RefSeq names its product serine/threonine kinase 40 (gene STK40). Gene Ontology annotation, molecular function: protein kinase activity; ATP binding. Bases 75 to 1388 code for a protein of 437 amino acids. Lineage: Eukaryota; Metazoa; Chordata; Lepidosauria; Squamata; Eublepharidae. The transcript has 11 exons. The record is from RefSeq and is a predicted model, not a curated record. Gene Ontology annotation, biological process: protein phosphorylation.
UCGGAGAGCCGGAGUUGGCUGGGGCACGGCGAGGCGGACGGUGGCCGGCGGGGCCGGGCCCGGAGGCGGCGGCGAUGGAACUCAGGAUGAAGCGGCGAGCGUCUGACAGAGGAGGUGGGGAAACAUCCGCCAAGGCUCUCUGCACUGGGAUUUCCAGCCACAAUGCCAAGCGGGCCGGGCCUUUCAUUCUUGGGCCCCGCUUGGGCAACUCCCCAGUGCCUAGCAUCGUCCAGUGUUUGGCAAGAAAAGAUGGAACUGAUGACUUCUACCAGCUCAAGAUCCUCACUUUGGAGGACAGGAAUGACAAAGGCACAGAAACCCAGGAGGAACGUCAGGGCAAGAUGCUGCUCCAUACUGAGUACUCCCUUCUCUCCCUUCUGCACAACCAGGAUGGGGUGGUCCACCACCAUGGCCUUUUCCAGGACCGAGCCUGCGAGCUUGUUGAAGACUUGGAAUCCAACCGGAUGGUUCGCAAAAUGAAGAAGCGCAUCUGCCUGGUGCUGGACUGCCUCUGCGCUCACGACUUCAGCGACAAGACAGCUGACCUCAUCAACCUCCAGCACUACGUCAUCAAGGAGAAGCGCCUCAGCGAGCGGGAGACAGUGGUCAUCUUCUAUGACGUCGUGCGGGUGGUGGAAGCUUUACACAAGAAGAACAUUGUGCACAGAGACUUGAAGCUGGGCAACAUGGUGCUGAACAAAAGGACUCACCGAAUCACCAUCACAAACUUCUGCCUCGGCAAGCACCUGGUGAGCGAAGACGAUCUUCUGAAGGACCAGCGCGGGAGCCCAGCCUACAUUAGUCCUGAUGUACUUAGUGGUCGGCCCUAUCGGGGGAAGCCCAGUGACAUGUGGGCCCUGGGGGUGGUCCUGUUCACCAUGCUGUACGGGCAGUUCCCCUUCUACGACAGCAUUCCUCAGGAGCUCUUCCGCAAGAUUAAGGCUGCCGAAUACACCAUCCCAGAAGAUGGGCGGGUGUCAGAAAACACAGUCUGCUUGAUCCGAAAGCUGCUGGUUUUGGACCCUCAGCAGCGCCUGACGGCCUCCGAGGUGCUCGACUCGCUCAGUUCCAUCAUCGCCUCGUGGCAGUCCCUGUCCUUGCUGAGUGGACCCUUGCAGGUUGUACCAGAUAUCGAUGACCAGGUGGCCAGUCCAGAAAACGCACACGAGGCCAAGGUGACUGAAGAGUGCUCUCAGUAUGAGUUUGAGAACUACAUGAGGCAGCAGCUGAUGCUGGCGGAGGAGAAGAACACGCUUCAUGAGGCCAAGAACUUCCUCCAAAAGCGCCAGUUCGGAAACAUCCCACCGGUGCGCCGCCUGGGCCAUGAUGCGCAGCCCAUGAAUCCCCUUGACGCGGCUAUCCUGGCCCAGCGCUACCUGCGGAAGUAGUUCCUCAGCCGUCCGGGGCUUGUCCACCACUCACCUGACACGGCACAACAAGAGCCGGGUGCUGGAGAUCGCCAAUCAUGUAGCAAGUCUUCCCGUGCUUUCUGAGCGCCGGCAGGGCAAGGCGGAGCUCAUCUGGGAGGAGAUGGCUGACUCUGCUUUUAACCGUGACUCUGAAAUCUACCUCUGUCUUUUUUUAACCACACUGUUCUCUGGACUAGACUGAACGGAGCGUUUUUGGCAAAGGGUGCCGCAGCUUCUUUUCUGACGCAAAUGUUGGACUGCAGAGAGCACAUGGGGUUGCAUCUCUGCUCCGUAUGGUUUGAAUAAGCUUAAUCGUUUCCCCCCUCCCUCCCUCCCUCCCUCCCUCUGGGUUUCAUGAAAGUAACUAUUUCUUAGAAACCACCCCCUCUACAGUCCUCUUCCAAAUUGUCCUGUUUUUAAUUUAACGCCUGAUUUGAAGAUAACUGUUCUAUAAAUGGUUUCAGAGCCCUGUGUGACCACAGAGUUGGCCACUGGUCAUCUUUACACCAGUCUUUUCAGGGCAAGAAGCAUUGCAUGUGACUUCUGACCCAGGUGAGAGAGCUUCACCCAGGGCUGUUAAAUUCCACUUUUUCUGGAGCACCUCCCCCAACCACCUAAAUCUUUUGUGCAUCCUUUUGACUUUUGUGUUGGGAUUUUUUUUUUUAAUCAGUAGCUUACGGAAGGUGCAGUAACAUUGCAUUAAUUCUGCUGCUGCCUGCCACAGUGGUAUGGCUGAAGGGGUAAAUCUAUGAUAAUGUGAACAUUUUUCUCCCUCUUCCUGCCCACCCUCCCAAUAUGAUGUCUGGGAUUCAGAAAGGCCAGCUGUUUCCCCUGCUUGUGGGUUGCUUUUUCUUGCCAUUGUCGCCUUCUCUGUGUGCUUCCCUGUUGGCACUCUUGAGGGGGGGAAACUCCCCAGCCGCCUCGUGCCUGGCAGGUUACGCAGAGAACUGGCCCGUUCACUUCUAAGCCUCGUUCUAGGAACUGGAUGCCUUUCUUGCCAAGUAAGCUGCUUGCAGGCAACUCUCCUUGGGCUGUGCUGCACCAUCUCCCCUCCCCUCCCCCAUACACCCCAGCUUAGGCCUGAUUUAAAGGUGAUGCAGACGCAGCAGAAGUGCUCCCCUGUGGAACUCUGCACUGGCAUGGGGCCUCAUUUGCACUGGGCUGCUACUAUUGCAAAGUAGUGAUGGCUGCAAGCAGCCCGGUUCAAAUUGUAAGCUGCCUUGAACCACACAGAAAGGUGGGGGGGGGGGAGGAUAUGAAUGUUUUAAUAAAUAAACGAGAGGCUACCCCAGUGCAGAGCAUUUUUGCCUUGUCUGCAUAGUCUUUAAACUGAGCCAUUGUCUCCUCUGACCUUGUUGUUUUUAUUUUUCUGGCACCCGGCCACAGUGCUGGAUCCCGACAGGGACAGGGUAGCAAAAGCUGGUUCAGACUGAGCAAGGGAGCAAGACAAGUGAGAGAUUUCUUGGGCCAGGAACUGGCCAGGGAGCUACGCUGCAACAUUAAUCAUUUGCAGUGGGAGGGGGCCGAGCUGUGCAUUGACUUCCUCCAUCUGGCUUCUGUGGCUUCAGUAUGCAGGAAUGUUUUCCUUCUAAUAUAAACCACAUAGAGAUUCAAACGCUGAGGCUAGAUACUUUAGAAUAAAAAAUCUGUAAGUUCUUACGGUGGCAGGCUGCCUCGGGGGCCAAGGUACAUGCUGCUGCUUGGUCCGGUCUCUGGCUUUUUCACCAUUGCCACAGUGCCCAUUCAGAAUCGCACCUUUUCUUGCUGGGCUAGCUCCCGGCUAGGCUGAAUUGGGGAGGCCCCCGUGUCUUAACCUAUGGGCACAAACUUUGGCUGUAAGUUGCAUUACUUAGGAAGCACUAAGCAGCAGGUGGUUCCUUCAUUAUUAAAAUUCAGUUGGUAAUGGAUCAGUGAACACUAGUAUCUUGGCCCUGGUGGCGGGUGUAAGGAGAGGAGGAAGCAGCCUUGGCCAGUAAUUAACAAAGCCCUGCUCUAGAACUUCUCCCAGCUGAAUCUAGAGCCUUGAAAUCUCGAUGGCAGUCUGCCUCCAUCACUCUUCCUUGUGGUAGCAGAAUACCCCCUCCCAAAAUACAGGAGAAGAUGCACACACACACACACACACACACACACACCCAUUUUCUCACUCCAAGAGUGAGCUGCAUGUUAGUACAUGUUGCCAACUGGAUCAUGUUUGAUGCAGGGCUGAUAUUAAAUCGACCCAGUCUGUACUAAGCCUGGGUUGAGAAGGAGCUUUGGAGGUAUGUACACGAAGCCCAUGUUGAGAAAAGGCUUGGGAGGUCAGUGACACACUUCUUCUGCUGCUAGUUCCAUGAGACCUCACACCUUAGCCCAGGCAAUGUUUCCUGAACAAGGGUGGGAUCCAGGUUACUGUGGCUGGAGAAGGGUCCAGCUCUGGGUGCGGGCUGACUUGUCCCACCAUUCAGUGGAAUUGGCAAGACUCUGCCUGGCUCCCCAGACUGUUCCUGGGCCUUUGAAGGGGCUGCUUAGUCCCCCGCUUGAGAAAUCUCAAUCAUUUACGUUCAGGUUCUUGCUCGCCACCCUGUAGGCACGACAGCCUACAUUUCCUUGCCCUCUAUUUAACUCUUUCCUUCCCUAAUGUAGCUGGCUGUGUUUUGCUCUUCCCAAUUCCUCAAAAGAUAGCAAUACUUCAUGGACUGUGCAAAGCCGAGCGAUCUGCCCAUCUUUGACAUUGUAAUAAGCAAACUGGAAAAAAAGAUGGAAAGGAAUGGAGAGGGGGGAUGCAAUGGCAGGCAAACCGGUGUGAGCUAUGGAGUUUUGUUUUAGUGGAUUACAGGUUAGACAACAGACCGGAGACAAAGAUCCUAUUGUAAAAAUUGCAAAGAGAAUUUGUACAGAGACCUAUUUUUGUAUUACAUCCAACUAUUCCUGCAU